GAAGAAGUCAAAGGAAGGUGCAGCCCGAUCUAAUCUUAUCUCAUCGCCGCCCACCGCCGAACUGGCCACGACCCCUGCGACUAGAGGCCAGAGCAGCACAUCAACGUUGCAAGCUACUAAGAUAACACGCAACAGUCCACCUGUCCACCCUGCUUUUGUAUUCCGUUCUGUUCAGUUCUCUUCUCAGUACCUUGACGCAACUGCUACGCCAGCAAAAUGGCGAACGUAAUAGCGAACUCAGGCCACGAUGAUAUGAUUCACGAUGCCGUUCUGGACUACUAUGGCAGGCGGUUAGCGACAUGCUCUUCGGAUAAGACAAUCAAGAUCUUCGAAGUUGAGGGCGAAACCCACAGGCUGGUCGAGACACUGAAGGGACACGAGGGCGCUGUAUGGUGUGUAGCAUGGGCGCACCCCAAGUAUGGCAACAUUCUCGCCUCUUCGUCGUACGAUGGCAAGGUCCUCAUCUGGCGCGAACAAGGCGGCGCCUGGCAAAAGAUCUACGAUGUCGCGCUCCACACCGCGUCUGUCAACCACGUCGCCUGGGCGCCCCACGAGGCCGGCUGCCUCCUCGCCUGCGCUUCCUCUGACGGCAACGUGUCGGUUCUCGAGUUCAAGGACAACAACUGGACACACCAGAUCUUCCAAGCUUGCGGCUCCGGCGUGAACAGCGUUUCGUGGGCACCAGCUGUUGCACCCGGCCAGAUUGUCAGUGCUAGCGGAAACCAGGCCGGCACCGCACGACGAUUCGUCACCGGCGGCAGCGACUGCCAGGUCAAGCUUUGGGAGUUCAGUGCAGAGACAGGAAGCUGGCAAAACACACAAAUCCUGCCUGGCCACACAGACUGGGUCCGCGACGUAGCAUGGUCACCAACCGUCCUUUCCAAGUCGUACAUUGCCUCUGCAUCCCAAGACAAGACAGUUCGUAUCUGGACAUCCUCAGAUCUGCGCGACUGGAAAUCUACCGUCCUUAACGUCGACGCUGCCGCAUGGCGUGUGAGCUGGAGCCUCAGCGGCAAUGUGCUCGCAGUCAGCACUGGCGACAACCGGGUUAGCUUGUGGAAGGAGAGGUUGAGCGGUGGAUGGGACUGUGUCAAGACAAUUGAGGAGUAAAAGAGAUUCGAAGGCGGGAAGUUUCGAACAUGCAUCAAAAGCGCAGCACUAUAUGAGUGCUAGGUUGGCACGGCACGAUUGCUAGCAGAUAUCAAGCAAGUCAGCAAGGCUCGAAUGACAGGACACGACCACUUCAAGUCCCU
Molecule: messenger RNA, 1253 nt
Organism: Macroventuria anomochaeta
Lineage: Eukaryota; Fungi; Ascomycota; Dothideomycetes; Pleosporales; Didymellaceae
Product: Sec13 protein-like protein
Exons: 5
Coding region: 217-1110 (297 amino acids)
Biological process (GO): COPII-coated vesicle budding; positive regulation of TOR signaling; protein import into nucleus
Cellular component (GO): COPII vesicle coat; nuclear pore outer ring
Molecular function (GO): structural molecule activity; protein binding
Source: RefSeq, a predicted model, not a curated record